CAUGUCUUGCACAAGUCAAAUAUUAAUAAAAUAAUGCGCACGUACACAUGUGGCUGAAUCUAUUCUGCAGGUUCUGUUCCAUAAAUGUUCUUAACACAAGGGAUGUUGUGCAUCGACGUUUAGGGUCAUGGUUCGCCUUUAUGACUUGACGUGUCGUGGUGGACGUGUGUGAUUAGACUGGAUUCUGUCGGGUGCCGUGCUAGACGUGCAUUCUGAUAUAGACUGCGGAACAGAGCAGACGGUUCUGCAGGAGACCCACCCGCUUGGAGAACAAUUCUAACCACGCCAAGCAGUCAAGUGGAUUGGUAAACGGAUUGACAAUCGCAAUGUCGUCUGUGCUCGGCGUCGUGGCCAAGCAGCUUAAAAGCCAUCCCGCUCUCAUUCCUCUGUUCAUCUUCAUCGGUGGAGGGGCGACCAUGAGCGCGAUGUACCUGUCCCGCCUAGCUCUGAAAAACCCCGACGUCUCAUGGGACCACAAGAACAACCCAGAACCCUGGAACAACCUGGACCCCAAACAUCAGUACAAGAUGUUUACAGUGAAUAUGGAUUACUCUACUUUGAAGAAGGACAGACCUGACUUCUAAACAUUUCUGCGACCAAAAAAAAAAAUUCUAAAUAAAAAAGCACUUAAACUAAUUGAAACGAGUUCAAUAAAUGACUCAUGUUGUGUGCAUGCGGUGGGAUCCUUCCCAGAUGAUGAUU
This is a messenger RNA of Gadus chalcogrammus (walleye pollock), 702 nucleotides long. RefSeq names its product cytochrome c oxidase subunit NDUFA4-like. The record is from RefSeq and is a predicted model, not a curated record. NCBI's taxonomy places the organism in Eukaryota, Metazoa, Chordata, Actinopteri, Gadiformes, Gadidae. Bases 327 to 584 code for a protein of 85 amino acids. The transcript has 4 exons.